AUGACCGACGUCACCUACGUUGUCUUCACGAGGAGGGCUCGUGACGCCUUUGAUCGGAGGCAGGGUGUGCGUGAGAAGCUGUACCGUGACCUGAGCAACGGCACCUUCAAGGAGGGCUGCACCAUUGCCCCGGUCUCAGCUGAAGAGGAAGAAGAGGGGCUGGAGAACGAUGAUGAUAGUGGGGAGGAGGAGGAGGAGGAGGAGGAGGAGGAGGAGGAGGAGGAGGAGGAGGAGGAGGAGGAAGAAGAAUAG
Molecule: messenger RNA, 252 nt
Organism: Closterium sp. Naga37s-1
Lineage: Eukaryota; Viridiplantae; Streptophyta; Zygnematophyceae; Desmidiales; Closteriaceae
Source: the annotation of a GenBank genome assembly